AUGAGCGAGGGGUCGCCUGGCGAGGAGCGCGCCAGAAGGAGCCGCUGGACAGAGCCCGGACCGGCUGCCGCGCGGAGGAGCAGCUGUGUGACGCUGGGGGCCGACAUGGGCUAUGUGAGGCUGGAGAGGCACACAAGCCCCAUGCAGGCCUGCCAGCUCAUCCCAGCUCAGCAUUUGGCCGAGAGCUUUCACUUCCUCCGGCUGGCCUGGCUCCUCAGCGCCUACCUGAGGGGAUUUCUUGUCCCCUGGCGCCCCCGGCGUGGACCAUGCACUGCAGCUGCUUGGCCGAGGGCAUCCCUGCCGUUGCCAGCAACUCCUGGAUCUCAGGUGAGCCUCUGCCAGUGUCCCCUCCACGCUCCAGCGGCACCCCGUAGUGCGGCUCUCACUCCCCUCUCUGCCCCAGGCCUGGCCUUCCCUGACUGGGCCUACAAAGCCGAGUCGUCCCCGGGCUCCCGGCAGAUCCAGCUGUGGCACUUCAUCCUGGAGCUGCUGCAGAAGGAGGAGUUCCGCCAUGUCAUCGCCUGGCAGCAGGGAGAGUACGGGGAAUUUGUCAUCAAGGAUCCAGAUGAGGUGGCCCGCCUCUGGGGCCGCAGGAAAUGCAAACCACAGAUGAAUUAUGACAAGCUGAGCCGGGCCCUCAGAUAUUACUACAAUAAGAGGAUCCUGCACAAGACCAAAGGCAAACGAUUCACAUACAAAUUCAACUUCAGCAAGCUCAUCGUAGUCAACUACCCUCUGUGGGAGGUGCGAGCACCACCAUCACCCCACCUGCUGCUGGGGGCGCCUGCUGUGUUUCGACCAGCACUGGUGCCCAUGGGUGUGCACAGUGAGCUCCUGCACAGCAUGCUGUUCACCCAUCGCGCCAUGGCAGAGCAGCUGGCUGGACAGCGGACCCCUCAAGGGCCACCAGAGGCCUCUGGGGACAAGAAGGGGAACAGCAGCAGUAUACACCGUGAGUGCCUGGGACCAGGGAAUCUUAAGCAAAGGAGGGGAGGACCCUCUUGAUUGAGCACAUGGCUCAGUCAAGGGAUGAUAUGUCGUGUAUUCAUUCAACAAACAUUUGUUGCACACCAGCAAUUU
Molecule: messenger RNA, 1080 nt
Organism: Vicugna pacos (alpaca)
Lineage: Eukaryota; Metazoa; Chordata; Mammalia; Artiodactyla; Camelidae
Source: RefSeq, a predicted model, not a curated record